Elephantulus edwardii (Cape elephant shrew) is the source of this 645-nucleotide messenger RNA. It is a transcript of the gene EEF1AKMT1, whose product is annotated as N-6 adenine-specific DNA methyltransferase 2 (putative). Gene Ontology annotation, biological process: methylation. The record is from RefSeq and is a predicted model, not a curated record. Gene Ontology annotation, molecular function: protein-lysine N-methyltransferase activity; nucleic acid binding. NCBI's taxonomy places the organism in Eukaryota, Metazoa, Chordata, Mammalia, Macroscelidea, Macroscelididae. The transcript has 4 exons. Bases 1 to 645 code for a protein of 214 amino acids.
AUGAGUGACUCUGACAGCGACGACACCCCCCAGCUUUCUGCCCACACCUUAGCUGCGCUCCAGGAAUUCUAUGCUGAGCAGAAGCAACGAACUGACCUGAGUGGGGAUGACAAGUUUAACAUUGGAAUAAUAGAAGAGAACUGGCAGCUGAGCCAGUUCUGGUACAGCCAGGAGACCGCCCUGCGGCUUGCAGAGGAAGCGAUUGCAGUGGCUGGAGAAGGUGGCAGGAUCGCCUGUGUGAGUGCCCCAAGCGUCUACCAGAAGCUGAGGGAGCUGCACAGAGGAGACAUCUCCACAUACCUCUUUGAGUAUGACAGAAGAUUCGCCGUAUAUGGAGAGGAGUUUAUCUUCUAUGAUUACAAUAACCCAUUGGAUCUACCCAAGAAAAUCGUGGCACACAGCUUUGACAUAGUAAUAGCGGAUCCUCCCUACCUUUCUGAGGAGUGUCUCAGGAAAACAUCAGAAACCGUCAAGCACCUGACUCAGAACAAGAUCCUGCUGUGCACAGGUGCCAUCAUGGAAGAGGCAGCAGCAGAGCUACUUGGUGUGAAGAUGUGCAAGUUCAUUCCAAGACACACCCGAAAUCUGGCAAACGAGUUCCGCUGUUAUGUGAAUUAUGAUUCUGCCCUUGACCGGGAAACCUAG